AUGGCGACGUACGCGCAGGGCCAAAACUACAAGCCGCUGCCGCCGCAAGGGAACAAUUUUCAACAAGGUUACCCUCAAGGCUACCACCUGCAAGUUCCGCAGUACCAUCAGCAGCAGCAGCAGCAGUACCAGCAGCAGCAGCAGCAACAACAGCAACAACAGCAACAACAGCAGCUAAGCACCGAUGGCGCGCAACGCCGAGGCUCCUUCGUAGGGCUGCCACCCAUCCGCCGCGCUUCGACCUUCGGCUCUUCCCUUGGCCUCACCGCCGAGGAAUUCUUACCCACCGAGAACGACGCGGACGGCACUUCCCGCCGGCAGCGGACGCAGCAGCCGCAACAAUCGCAGCAACCGCAGCAACCGCAGCAAGCGAGCCCUCCGCCUCAAGGAACCCAGUCUCAGCCCACAAUGGCCACGCAGCAGGGAGGCCCGUUCAUGCCUGCCUCGCAACCUUCGGGCCAAUUUGUCCAGAACGUCUACCGUCCUACCCAAGGCGCCCAGAACGCUCAGGGACCAACACAUCAGGGCCAAACAUGGCAGCUGCAGGGCCAGUACCCUGGCCAGCCCCAGGGCUUCCCAGGCGGCGCCCCUGGCGUUGGUUUCCAAGGAACACCCCAGGGACCGCCGAGGGCGUUCGCGGGCCAUCCCGGGCCUGUUCCACAAGUGAUGAAUGCUUCGGCACCGCAGAUGGGGCAGGGCCAGCCAUUCGUGCCCGGCGGCGGUGGACGGCCAAUGAUGAUUCCGCCUUAUAUGCUGCCUGGGGGUCUGCUCCAGAGAUUCCAUCCUCAAGGCGGCGGCUGGAACUUGCAGGAGUCGCACCUGUCUGAGCCCCUCCAGCCCACGGGCCGUCACCGCCACUCGCCAAGCAAUGCCUCAUCGCAACAGCAGCAGCAGCAGCAGCAACAGCAGCAGCCUUUCUACGGUUUCGACAAGGAGACCGGCGUUUCGUCAGCAGGCGGCUCCCCGGUGCAGCGGCAGAAGUCACCGCCGGUCCAGCAGGCCCAGCAAGGUCAACAAACGCAACAGCUUCAGCAGCCCGCGCCUCAACAAGCUUCGGGUUUGCCCAGCCAGACAGGCAACACAGUCCCUCCGCAGCCGCGUCAGGGGAUCCCCGCGAACCAACAGGCGGCCCAACGCCCCGAUGGCGCCGCGCAACCGCGCUUCGAGUCCGACCAGAACGAUCUGGCUCGCCCCGGUGGCAUGCCCGCCGCCGACGGUGCACAGCCCAAACGCAACUCGGCCGUUUUCUCCAGUCUCCGGGGCCGUUUCACCGGCGCUCACUCCGAGGACCGCCGCGAUCCCGAGGGCGGCCCUAAGCUCCAGGUCACCAACGGUGACGCCGCCUCGGUGGCGAGCACCACCACCCAAGAGACAGGCCCGCCCGCAAGGCCCAACGCCGGGUUCGGCCCGAGAGCGGGUGAGCCCACCCCGGACAACCUGUCUUACAGCCAAAGCAAAGAGAGCAUCGUCGCGCAUGGGCCCAGCACCCCGCUCGGCGAGCGCAUGUCACCCCAACCCUCCCAAUUUGCGCUGCCAAACGGGAAGCUGAACAGGUUCUUCGGCAUCGGUGCUCACGCGAACCCCGCGCAGUCCGGCGGGGGUCAGAUCCGUCCGGAUCUGCCGAGAACGUCGACUUCAACGAAUACUACCGAGCAUAAGCAUGCCGGAAGCCUUGGUGGAUUGCCGAAGCGCUUCUCUGCUCUUAAAGAUGUAUUCCACCGCUCAUCCCCUCACGAGGGCUCAAAGAGUUCCGCGCCUUCUUUCACCGUCAGGAUGCCUUCGCAAAGCCCGGCCCAGAUGCAGACUCAAGGCCAAUAUCAAGGGCAGCCCUUGGGGGCACCUCAGGGCCCGACUCCGCAGACUGGUCCUAGCCCGCAGCCUGGUCCUAGCCCGCAGACCGGUCCUAGCCCGCAGUCAUCCCCCCCGCCGAGCACUCGGCCAACGGAGCCUGACCUUCAGGCGAACCCAAGCAGCACUCCGCCGAUCGCUCCCGGCCCGCAGCAAAGCUCGCCCGCGGCACAGGCCGUGGCUGGACCAGAGCGGGCCGCUCCUGUCACUGGACUCAGGCAGCCUGGGUACGGCCUCCCGCCCAUGCCCUCCCCGCAGGGACCUGUUCCGAAUCAAACCCCAACUCGGAAGCCCACCGGGGGGAUCCUCGGCUUUUUGAGGGUUCGAUCCAACUCCAAGUCUCAGGAGACGCCCCAACUGCAAGGCCAGCCUGUCGGUCCGGGGCAGCCUCUGGCUUUCCCUUCUGGACAGGGCCAAUUCCAAGGUCAGCAAUUCGGUAUGCAGGUACCUGUGGGCCCCAACGGACAACCGGCCCCAGGCGCAGGCCAGCAAGCCCGUCCCGGCCAGUUUCCUUCGCAACCGCAGUUUAGCCAAUCGGGCCCUCCAGGCACCGCUGGCUCCCUGCCACCGCAGGGUCAGCCGUUUGCGCAACGGCUGAUGAUGGGGAUCGCCCCGCAACCCGGCUUCCCUCAAGGCCAAGCGCCUGGCGUCCAGCUGACUAGCGAGCCGUCGACAUUCCCACCGCAGUCAACCCAGCCAACCCAGCCAACCCAGGCCACCAUUCAACCCCAAUCCGAACGCAUGCCCGCCCCGGGUCAACAACAAGCACCUGCUGCCAUGUUUCAGCCUUCCCAGAGCCAGUCAACGCCUCAGCAAGGAUUGGCCAAGCCCGUCGAGCCAACGCCUGCCGCCUCCGUCGUUGAGUCCCCGAUCUCGCAGCACUCGCAGCCCGUGACACAAGUUCCUGCCGAGCAGUCUCGGCUCCUAACUGAGUCGCCAGCCAGCCUGAGGCAGCCUUUCGCCGCGCCGCAGGCUGGCCCGAACCAGCUCCGUCAAGCAACCCCCGGUUCUCAGACUGUCAGCCCAGCUCCUGCCGCCCAGGCUGUUUUCGGUAAGCCCGUCCAGCCGUCUUCAGAUCCAUCCGCGCCCCAGGGCACGGAGUCUGCCGAUGACGAUCAGAUUCAACGGCCUGUAUCUCCCGCGUCCCAAGUUCAACCCCCCCUGUCCAGCAUCCCCGGCGAGGAGCUUGAGAGAAUCAGUGCAGCCCAGCAGCAAACUACCGGUGCCCAAUCUCAAAACUCGGGAUCCGUGCCGCCGGCCGCGUUCCCGGGGGAUGGGCCUUCCCCGUCUGUUCGUAUCCCCGCUUCUAUCCCCGGGGAAUCAGCUCAAGCCUCUGGCCCGACGCAGCAGCCCCCAUCUAGCCAGCAAUCCAACCAACCCAGCAUCCGCUCUCCGACUGGCCAACAAGGGGCGCCGAUGCCACCUGGUCAGGCCUACCCGCCUGGCCAGCCGCCUUGGAUGGCUGGCGCUGUCCCACCCCACCUUCAACAGCAGUUUGGACCUGCCAGCGCCCGCCCGAAUGCUGCCGCCUUGAACGUCCCGCCGAAGGAGAAGGAGCAAAGCACGCUCUCCAGGCUGUUCAAGGGUAGCAAGGCGCCGAGCUCGGCAGCGCCUGCGCCGAAACCGGACAAGGAAAAGAACGCGAAGUCGUCGCUCAUGAGCGCGUUCAAGCGCACGCCCAAACAGGCCGAUGCGCAGCCGCCGUCCGCUCAGAUGCCCUUCGGCCAGCCACCCCAAGGACAACCGUUCGCAGGACCACAGCAGUUCGUCGCGGGACCUCAGCCCCCGCAACAGCAGGCGCCGGGACCGCAAGCGGUUCCAGGCACGACGGCCCAGAGGCCAGGUCCUCAGCAAUUCGGUCCCGCUGCCGCCCAGGGCCAGUCACAGACGCAAGGGCGGCCCGGGCCCACCGUUCCAAUCAACGGGCAGCCCCAGGUGCCACCGCAACCGCAGGCCCCGCCCCAAGUCCGCCCGCCUGCGCCGGAGCCGCAGUACGACCGGGUCCCGAUCCCUGCAGGGUACGGAUACGUGCACGGCGAAGGACGAGUGGCACCGGCCCCUGCUCCGUUCUACGUCGGCCCGCCGCAAACUGGGCCUGUGUAUGGUCUGCCCGCCGGACAAGUACUCCUCCCCGGCUUCGCUCCGCAACCGUGGGCUCAGCCGGGCGUGUUAGUACCGCAAGCUCCACUCGUAGCUGCCUCCGCUCAACAGGUGAUGCCUCAGCAAGCCCACGGACCCCAGGUUCCCUCGGUGCCCCAGGCGGCCAUAGCUCCCCAAGCGCAAGCCCCGCCUCAACUCCUGGCUCAGGGCCUGGCUCCCCAACCUCCAGCGAAUGCCACCGCUCAAGAACAUCGUCAAGACACCCCAAGUACAGAGCCGACACGCCAGCAGAGCCCCAGCCAACCACCGGUUCAGACAGCGCAGCCAGCUCAAUCGGUGGCGGGUACGGCGGCCGCACAAGCACGCGAGGCGUCGGAUCAACCGUCUGUUCAAGCUCCCUCGAUACAGGUAUCCCACUCUAACGGGUUACCUGAUGGACAACAAGGGCAGCCCCGCCCGGAACCGAUUCGUGAGUACGGCCAAGGCAAUCCGCCGCACCAGGUUCAGUCUGCGGCUCCUCCGCAGUCGUCCGGCCCGCCUCUCCCACCACUCGCGCAGGGCGCGAGUCAGGCGCAGCAUGCCCGGACUGUGAGUGAGGACGGUAUUGCAUCACUCCCGUCUCAGCGACCGGGGCGGAUUCAGUAUCCAGGCCCAGAUGCUGCCAACCCCGCGGCGAAUGCCAACCUUGCUGGUCGGCCGCCCAACGCGUCGCCGAGCCCGCAGCCCGCGGCAGGGUGGACAGCCAGCUCCGCGGCUACCGUGCAAGGAAAUGCGGACAUGGGUCGCGAUUCGAGAGCCGCCAGCCCCACGCAGUCGUCUCAGGCCGCUGCAUCCCCGGUGAACCGGCUGACGACGCCGACCCGGCGUGUCGCCGAGGACAACAUCUACGACGCGACACCGCGUCAGUCGCAGUUCCCUGCGCAGCAGCAGCCGCAGCAGCAGCCGCAGCAGCAGCCGCAGCAGCCGCAGUCACAGCCCAGCGGCAUCGUCAACCGCUCUCCGCCCGCCCCUCAACCGCAGCAGCAAGCCCAACAUCAGCAUCCCAACAUACCCAACACUGCCACCAUUGUCAUCAACGGCGGCGUCGAGCCCAAGUCUGCCGGUCUCUCGCACGAGGUCUCGCGGUCCAAGCCAGCCGCUGUCCCAGCAGCUGCCCCAGCAGCAGCAGCAGCAGCAGCAGCAGCACCUCCUGCGACCCCACCGGCCGAGCACGCAGCAGCCGACCCGGACGCCCCUGACGGCUCGCACGACGACCUCGAGUCCGACUCAGACGACAUGGAGUCGCCCAUCAUCCAGUCGGCGACCAUCGCGACAGUGCAGCAGGCCAGCCCGACGACAGGCAGCCCCGUCGCCUCAUCGGGGACGGCGCAGAACGGCGGCAGCGGCACCGCGGCCGCGGCCGCGGCCGUCGCCAAGGACAGCGUCGCCAUCUUCGAGCGCGCCAAGCGCAAGGCCGAGCAGCAGCGCGAGGCCGAGCGCCGCCUCGUGCUCGAGGAGAAGAUCCCUGUCGUCUCGAGCGACGAGCUUGACGGUGGCGGCGGUCCUGCCGGGCGGAGGAGGGAUGAUGAUGUCCCGCUUAUGAGCGCCACGAGUUACCCUGGUCAGGAGUGGAAUCCGUACGGGGAGGGAGGGUUUGAGGCGUGGGAUGAUUGA
Molecule: messenger RNA, 5601 nt
Organism: Thermothielavioides terrestris NRRL 8126
Lineage: Eukaryota; Fungi; Ascomycota; Sordariomycetes; Sordariales; Chaetomiaceae
Exons: 1
Coding region: 1-5601 (1866 amino acids)
Source: RefSeq, a predicted model, not a curated record